This is a messenger RNA of Oncorhynchus mykiss (rainbow trout), 1690 nucleotides long. RefSeq names its product protein FAM204A. Lineage: Eukaryota; Metazoa; Chordata; Actinopteri; Salmoniformes; Salmonidae. The record is from RefSeq and is a predicted model, not a curated record.
UUGCAAGAGUCAUAGUGUCCACCAGGAAGUGAAAAGGUUUACAAUCUUUGAUUUUGUUAAAAAAAAAAGGUAUACCAGUUUGUUUUGGAUUAUGACUAACACGUCAUAACCGGAGUAUACAUCGUUGUUGAUUUGCCCUUCUCAACAUGUAUAGCGGACUUUUACCGAGAGGUCUGACCGAUGCAGAAAUUAGUUCAGAUGAAAAAGACGACCAAGGUGUUGCAAAUCAAGAAAUAGACGCAGCUAACGUUCAACGUCCUGCAGUUGGACUUUCGUGUGGUCUUAAGCAAAAUUGUGUUACACUUGGAGACACAAGUUAUUCUUGUAUCCAGCCCUUCAUAGAAAAUUACCUGUGUUUGGACUCCUUACCCGGGAUUUCCGAGGAGAAUUGGCAAGAAUGUCAAGUGUUGCACCACCUUUCAAAAAAAUUUAAAGAGCAACAGAAGAAAAAAUGUGAGAUCAACACAAUGAAGCUCCCCAAAAAAAGACAGCAGAGAAAAGGACGAUAUAAGAAAGAUGAAAAAUCAGCAACUAAGAACAUGGUAUCAAACAAUGAAAGCAGAGUACCUCAAGCGGAGCAUGAAAGGCAUCGGGAUGGGCUUACGCAGUACUUUGGCAUCAAUGAUAGAUUUCAACCCUCUGCCUGUAGCAAGCCUGCUCCCAAGUCCAGCCUAGAAAAGAGCAUAGAGAGCGCCAUCGCUGAAGGGGACUUUGGGAAGGCGGAGGAGAUGAGCGACAGACUCGCCACUCGAGAGCAACCCACAAUCUAAGUGCCGUCAUUGCUUCAUGGUCAGGGUGAGACAAAAUGGGAACCGGAGGCACUCAUGAGAAGCCACCCUGACAUAUCAGUUGGAAGAGCUCUGCUUGCCAGAGAGACUGAUUUACAUCAUCUAAUGGGUCUUCUCUUUCAAUAGUUGGCUGUGAAAAUCGCGCAAGCCACCGAUUGCCGUGACUUUGUGCAAAGCAAACAGGAAGUGGAGGCUUCGCGGGCAGCCCAGAAAAGGAAGAAACAAAUUGCUUGGGGGUUUGUCUUUUUUACUCUCCUCCCCACAAUUAUCUCCCUAAUUUACAUUAAAUCGCAGUUUGUUAGCGACAUACAUUUGUUAUGCGUAUUUGGCUAGCUUGCCAGAUUCUUUCUUACUUAUUUCAUGCACAGGUAUAAAUACAUGCUAGGGUUUGACUAUACAGAGAAAGUGUGUACUGUAGCCAUCACUUAACAUUAGACGGGCACUUUUGAACUGUCACAGUGGAUGUCAUGGUAAGAGUAUGUGUAUAAUGUGUUAUGCUAAUGUCUAUGAACAAGCUCUCAAGAACAUGGAAAUAUGUUUCAUUCAUAUUCAUUUUUGUCGUUAUAAUUUCUGUAAUACAUUUUGCAAAGAACUUUUGCUAAAUCAGUAUUUUAACAUCAAUUCAGGUUUGAAGCCAAGCAAAGAUGGGAAACCAAAAGCAACAUGGGCUAUAUGUGACUUUUGUCUUCACUGAAGAGAAAGAAAAUGAAGAUUUGUGUAUUUUCUCAGUUAACACAAACGUCAUUAAAUUAACAUUUUUGCUUAUGCAUAUAAUUUUUUCUUCACGUUUGUACCAUCAUGUUUGUGAAAUUGUCAAGAUACUGUACACAACUAACAAUAAAACAUCUAAUCUGUAAAAAAACAAUGAAUUUAUGGAAUAUUCAAAUAAAUUCUGAGCACUC